Messenger RNA from Thunnus maccoyii (southern bluefin tuna), 3379 nucleotides. RefSeq names its product fatty acid hydroxylase domain containing 2 (gene faxdc2). Gene Ontology annotation, biological process: sterol biosynthetic process. The transcript has 9 exons. Bases 968 to 1993 code for a protein of 341 amino acids. Lineage: Eukaryota; Metazoa; Chordata; Actinopteri; Scombriformes; Scombridae. Gene Ontology annotation, molecular function: C-4 methylsterol oxidase activity; iron ion binding. The record is from RefSeq and is a predicted model, not a curated record.
AUUCUGGCCUCUCUCCACUGGCUUCCAGUGCAGUUCAGGAUCGAUUUCAAGGUUAAUGGAUGGGCCCCCUCCUAUAUUUCUGACCUGUUAACCUCUUAUUCCCCCUCCAGAACUCUCAGGUCAUCAAACCUGGGGCUCCUGUCCCACAAACAAAUCUUAUGCUCAAGGGGGACCAUGCCUCUGCUCUUGCAGCCCCUAGACUGUGGAACAGCACCCCCCUCUCUAUCAGAUCUGCCCCCUCCAUUGAUUUCUUCAAGUCCAGGCUCAAAACACACUCUUAUUGUUUCGAGUUUGGAUCCACUUGAAACGGUUUUUAUUCUAUGCCUCAACAAUGUUUGUUGAUUUGUGCUAUAUGUUAUGUGGUUUUGUUUUUAGUCUUUCAUUCUGUUUUUAUUGCCUGAUUUUGUUCUGCACAACACUUUGGUUGUUUUCAAUUGUGCUCUAUAAAUAAAUGCACUUGACUUGGCUUGACUUUUCCCCUGUAAACCUGCCUUUGAAUACCAGCGCAGUGACCACCCUCCACGCUGAGUUUCAACCUUCACCUGAAAACAUGUGGUGGAGUGCAGGAAAAAGAGCACAUCCUCAGAUCAAAAGGGUCCUGUCUAGAUGGUAACCCUAGAUUUGCAAAAGAUCUCGCGAGAGUGAUCAUUUUAACCCAAACUAUGAUCUUUCCCUUACCCUAACCAAGUAGGGGUUUUCCCUGCCUAAACCUAACUAGACUUUGACCAUAGUGUUGUCACAUAAUAAAACAUCAUUAUUUUGUACAACGUGUACAAUGAAGAAAUGACGCGUACAAAUCUCGCAAGAGUUUCGCAAAUCUAAGGUAACCAUCAAAGACAAGGAGCGCCACUUCCGAGUACGGCUCAAGUCAGCUGACCAGGAACGAACCAAUCAGAAGUCGUACGCCGUUGUAAAUAAACGCAUGUGAAAAAGCUGCAGCAGCGACGGACAGAAGCAGAGCAGAGACAUGACGGCAAAGACGGAACCCAGCGAUACGAGCGGAGCUGCCGCAGCAGGAAGCAGCAACAGCAGACAAGGCCCAGGAGGACUGUGGGACUCUGUGAAGAAAGCUGUGUUUGUCAUCGGAUCUGGAAUCUUACUCUUGGCUGCAUUCGGCAACUCACUGACAUGGCAUUUUCAGAAAUUCUGGGGAGCUUCAGGAGAUUUCUGGCAGAACCUGUGGACCAAGUUGUACUUGAUGUUCGAGGGUCAUGAUGCAGCUCUGUUCUACAUGGGAACCAUGUUACUCCCCACUCUGGCAUACUGGGGGUCAAAUAGUCUGCUGCUAUUGGUGGAUACUACUGGCAAACCCUCCUUCAUCACUCGCUACCGUAUCCAAGUGGACAAGAAUAACCCGGUGGAUCCCGUUAAGCUGCGCAAUGCAGUGAAGACUGUCUUCUUCAACUGGAUAUGCAUCUCUGGGCCCAUGGUAGUGGCGGCUUACCACUUGACGACCUGGAGAGCAAACCCGUGUGGCCCUGAGCUGCCCACCUUCCACUGGGCCCUGAUGGAGCUGGCUGUCUUCUCCAUCCUGGAGGAAGUUCUGUUUUACUAUUCUCACAGACUGUUCCACCAUCCCAGCCUCUACAAGCAUUUCCACAAACAGCACCAUGAGUGGACUGCUCCCAUCGGAAUCAUCGCCAUCUACGCUCAUCCUCUGGAGCAUAUGCUCUCCAACACACUGCCAGUAAUUAUCGGGCCUGUGAUCCUGGGCUCCCACAUAACCACCACCUCCUUGUGGUACUGCUUCGCUCUGGUCAGCACCACCAUCUCCCACUGUGGAUACCACCUCCCAUUCCUGCCCUCACCCGAGUUCCACGACUACCACCACCUCAAGUUCAACCAGUGCUACGGGGUCUUGGGAGUGCUGGACAGACUCCACAGUACCGACACCAAAUUCAGGCAGACCAAGCAGUAUGAACGCCACGUCCUGCUCACCAACCUCACCCCGCUGACUGAGAGCAUCCCCGACACUCCCAAGAAGGGCCAGUGAUGCCCUGCGACCUCUGACCUUUAACUUGAGGCCCAGGCCUCGCCGAGUUUGGGAUCAUCACUGUGAUAUGUGUAGACAAAAUGUCCAAUCAAUCUUCAAUGAUUGUUGUUUUAAUCCAGAAAACCUGUUGGCCAGUUUCAGACACUGGUCACUUUUUAUUUUUUCCAAGCAGAAAUGUUUCUGUUGGACUUUAUCAGACAUGCAGGUUUCAUGCAUUUUUAUAAUUUUGGCGUCUAUGUUCACUGUCGAUGUGAAGUCGCCUGAAACUGUGGUUAUUUUUAACCUGUCUCCUCCCAUCAUUUCAUCUCAUGUGACCUUGUCAAACUGUUAUUAUAGCUCAUAAUUUGUGGGAACAAGUAACAGAUGAAAGUGUAAAUGUGGCUACAGUGUCAGUUUUACCUGCAGUUUGGAGAAGUGGAGAAGUUUUCCUUUGGUGCAUAAUUUGAUUUUAUUCAAAAUCAAAGGAUAAUUAAGUCUUAAAACAAGUCACAAAUACUCACACUUUAGCAAAGUAUGAUAGACUCGACAGUAGAGCUGUCAAUUAGCUGUCGAUUAACGAUUAGUCAACAGAAAAUUAACCAGCAGCUAUUUUGAUAAUCAAUCAUUUGUAUUUUUUUAAGCAAAAACGCUAAAAAUGUGCUGGAUGCAGGUUCUCCAAUGUGAGGAUUUGAUGCUUUUACUAUCAUACAUGAUAGUAAACUGAAUAUCUGUAAAUAUAAUAUAAACAAAAUGAUUAAUCCGAUAGUGAAAAUAAUAGUCAGCUCUACUAGACUGCAUUUUGCCAUAACCUCCGACGUUAACUUCAGUUAAUGUUGUUUUUCUCACCUUUCCAAACAUGAGCAGCUGUGUCUUCGGGGGUUGUUUGCUGAGCUGAUUCAUUUUCACUUGUAUUCAAACACAUGACAGUUCUUAUUCUGUCCGUCUCCACCUGAUUAAACUAAAACGUAGGAGGAAACACCCAGAUUGCACUAACUUGUUUAACACGAUUGUUAGGACAACAGCCACUAAAUAACACUGCGUAAAUGCUGUAUUGUAAACACAUGAAUAAUGUAGUUAUGUAUUAAUUAUUAGACACAAAUUUUGUAUUAUAUGUAGAGUUUAGUAAUAGCACUUCCAGUUCACCAGUCCAGAUCCUUCUGCUGCGUUCACUUGCUGCUCAGACAGAAGAGCAUCUGUCUUUUACACCAAAAGACAGAACAAACAUUUGCACUUUUCUUUCCAUGGCACCUACCCGUUGAAUGUGUGUAUGUAUUACAGAAGGCCUCAGUAAUGAUUGUAUAAGAAAUGAGUGUUGAUAAAAAAUGUUUAAUUAAAAAAACAGCUUCUACUUUGAUACAAUGUUCAAGUUUUAGCUGUACUGUUUAAUAUUAAAAUAUUUUGAAAAGA